This is a messenger RNA of Sander lucioperca (pikeperch), 1142 nucleotides long. RefSeq names its product nesprin-1-like. NCBI's taxonomy places the organism in Eukaryota, Metazoa, Chordata, Actinopteri, Perciformes, Percidae. The transcript has 7 exons. Bases 228 to 1142 code for a protein of 304 amino acids. The record is from RefSeq and is a predicted model, not a curated record.
AGAGAAGAGAAACUUAAGAGCUAGGGAAAGGUGUCAACAGAGACAGACAGAGAGAGAGUGAGAGAUAUAACCAGGAAGGGGAAAGAGACUGUAGGUGGUAGUGUGAGAAGUAGAAUUACAGGUCAGAGUGAUAUUUUUAUGAUCAGUGUUAGAGCUACAACCUGUUAAGGUAGAGUCAACUUAAAAGUUCUCCCCCUGCUUUCCUCGCCCUCUCUCCACCUGUGACCAUGGAGCACAGAGGUUCAGCUGGGUGUGUUGUGUUUGUGUCCCAGGCCCCAGAGGAGCCCCAGCCUGGGCCCUGCCCCCGUGAGGGUGUCCCCCAUGUGUCCCUGGAGACGCUGGGCCAGCUAGAGCUGUGGCUGCAGAAAGCCCAGAGGAGCCUGAAAGCUGGCGGAGCAGUGGCUUCCAUCAUGCUGGACAGCAUUGAGCAGCAACUCCUCACCUGCCAGGAGAUGUUCCUGGAGAUGGAGCGGGGGGUUGCCAGCCUGUCGGCGCUGGACCAGCAGCAGGAUGAAGCGACGGAGCUGCUCUCCUCCAAACUGGAGCUCCUGAAGGCCAACCUGCUCUCCUUCCAGCAGCUGCUGCAGGACAGGCAGGGAGAGGAGAGAACCACCAGCCACAGAGAGCCACAGCAACAGAAGUUGGUAGCUCAGCCAGAGCGCCCACUGCUGUCUCAUCUGAAGCGCCGCAGCAGUGUUCAGGAGAUCUUCUCCUCACGGAGAAACAAACUGCUCCGACAGAGCAGCCUGCAGCAGAAGAAGGAGUUGGAGCAGCAGCUGACUGAACAGAGAGGACUGACCCAGGCCAUCGCUCGGGCGGGCAGCAGAGCUCCACUCCACAGCCAGCUGUUGCAGCGGGGGCCUCCUGCUGAGGCUGAUGUGGAGGAGGACUCUGCUCAGAAGAAAUGGGAUGGCCUUCACAGUGGGCUGCUGGCUCUGGAGGAGAGCUGGCUGCUUCCCCCUGCCGAGGUGAUGGACUCAUCUACGAGGCGUAGUGAUAGAACAGCAGGAUGCAUGAUUGGCUCACAAACCCUGAAAGAGCUCCGAACCCACAUCAGCCAUCUGAGAGAGCUGGGACUCACAGCGACAGAGCCUCAGGAUCAGUCUGACCAGGGACAAGGACUCCAAAUUGGCGGAGGCUAG